AUGAAAAUUCAAAAUAACGGCAAUUGGGGAUGCUCAAGCUUUAACACAGGUCCCAAAGCUUUUUGGAAAGGUUUUAUGACAGCCAGAGCUGCUGUAAGUGUUCAUACCCAAUCGUUAAUCCCUAAUUCAAUUUUGACUAUCAUGAAAUCUAAAGCAUGCAGAAGCUCAAUAAAUUUCGGAAACGAAAUGACAGUAGAAGAAUGCGAAAAAAUCUGCAAAGACUUAGAGAACUGAGUUUUUUCUACACAUUGCGCACACGGCAGGCCUACAGUUUACCCUUUAAUGAAGCUUCCUCCUUAUAUCUCUGAGCUCCCAUCUAUAAACUUUAGUUUGUAA
Blepharisma stoltei is the source of this 336-nucleotide messenger RNA. The record is from the annotation of a GenBank genome assembly. NCBI's taxonomy places the organism in Eukaryota, Ciliophora, Heterotrichea, Heterotrichida, Blepharismidae.